This is a messenger RNA of Gavialis gangeticus (Gharial), 2006 nucleotides long. It is a transcript of the gene GSDMA, whose product is annotated as gasdermin A. Gene Ontology annotation, biological process: defense response to bacterium; pyroptotic inflammatory response. The coding region runs from base 237 to 1556 and encodes 439 amino acids. The transcript has 10 exons. NCBI's taxonomy places the organism in Eukaryota, Metazoa, Chordata, Crocodylia, Gavialidae. The record is from RefSeq and is a predicted model, not a curated record. Gene Ontology annotation, molecular function: phosphatidylinositol-4,5-bisphosphate binding; phosphatidylserine binding; phosphatidylinositol-4-phosphate binding.
CUGUAUGCAGCUGGGGAACAAAACUGCCAGCUGUCUGGAAUGAAGCUAAACUACAGGAAGUGUUGCAGAAAAUGAAACUAUUAUCAACUAUCCUUCAGCAACAAGUAUAGCAUACUGCAGCACAGAAGAGUUCUGACCAGUUCAUUUCUAAGGGAAGGUACCAUUUGACAGAGCAGACCCAACAGACAGGUCCGAGCACAUUUCUCUUCAGUUCAAGGUACAUCACACUGCUAACAAUGUUUCACAGAGAAACCAAAUUCCUGGCAAAACAGCUGGAUUCAAGUGGAAAACUGAUCCCAGUUUACAGCAUUAAUGACCAAGAACACUUCAAGCCCCUAUGUCUUGUACAAGGAAAAGAAAAAGCUUUUUUCUGGGAAAGCCAACGCUAUUACAGAACAGAGUUUAAAAUCAGUGAUGUGCUUGUUCCAGGACACUACAAUAAAAAUCUAGAUGUUCAGGAUGCAGGAUCAGUUGGAGUCAAGCACACUGUUGAUGGCAGUGUUGAAGGGAAUAUUAACUUUGAGAACGUGGAAGUGAAAGGACUUGCCAAGAUGUCCCAAGAGAGGUCCAUCAACAUGAAAAAAACCUUUGUCUCUGUACAAGUCCUUGAAUCGCUAAAACAAGAAAGGAAAAUCAAUAUGGAGCACCCAUUCAUUACACAAUUAAAGAACCAGAGACGGAACCUAUAUGUUAUCCAUGAGGCUGUACAUGCUUCGGAGGAGACCACAUUUAAAGACUCCAACAGACUAGAAGGGAGCAUAAUAGCCCAGAUCUAUGUCAAGCUUCACGGGGCCAGGAACAGCAAAAGAGACUUAACUAUUCCCAAGGACUGUGUCCUGGCUUUCAGGGUUAUGCCGCUGAUUAUUGAAGAUGGAUCAUGGAACCCAGUCUAUGUGCCAACAAAGAAAACAAAAACAUUUGCUACUGAUGGUGUCUCAGAAGAAGAUACAGGAGACCUGCAGAAGGAAGUUGAGGAGAAAUGUAAAGUGCUUACAGCACUGUCUGCAGAUCUGAGUGCCAAGUUUUUUAACUGCAUCAAAACUGUGAUAAAAAACAUCGACUUAUUGCAAGAACUGGUGCUUGAGCUGGAAUGGGCUCUUGACAAUCCUGAUGCAUAUCAGGUGAAAACAGAGAAUCCAGACUUGAAAGACCUGUUACAGUGUUUACCGGGUACUGAGACAGACUUAUUCCUUGACCUUGCUGGGGCAAUUCUCUAUGUUGCUCAUGCCCUAGAUGAAUUAACAGAGGAUCAAUUGCUGUUCGUGUAUGAGUCCAUGGAAAGAAAGAUUCUGCCCCCACAGCUUGAGCUGGUCAAGAAUAUCUUGAAGCAAGAUUUCCACCAAAACAAUGGAGCUUUCCGUUUGGAUGCCAAGCUGUUGUCAUCCCUGAAGGAGGAACAACUGAACAUAACCAAAGCAAUGACUGGGAUCAGUGGUGUGAUGUUCCAGAUAGAUGGACCUUUUCUCAAUGGGACUGGGAACCCAGAUGAUUCUUCAGCCUUAACUGCAUUGUAUGCAGUUUUGUGCAUCUUACAUCUUCUGACUAAAUCACAAUAGAUGUAAAUCUUUACAUUCUAUUAGGAUGCAUGUACAUGGAAGAAUUGUGAAAGCAUAUCCUGAGGCUGAUUAUAGGAAGGGAGCAUUUCUCUAAAUUCUGCUGGCUGCUAAAUCUGUUCUAUAGCAGUAUCAAUACUCUCACCAUCAUACUGCUGAGCAUUAAUUUUAGCUUUCUUUUUAUAUACUUUUAAAUAUAGAGAAUCAAUAUAAUCAGCAACACAUGGCAGCCUCUUCCAAACUGCCCUUUGCCAGCAAGUACUCUAUGCUUAAGUCAGACAUGGUGUUGAAUACUGUUUUACCAGCUAUGAACAAUACUACCUUUUCCUCCAUAUUGCACUUUGUCUCAAAGUGAAUAUCUUUGUAUGUAUUCUUAUUUUAUAUUUCACAUUCUCUUCCUCCACCGCCACCCCUAUGUACCACAAUAUUUUUUUUUUCUGUAGAUCAAAUGUA